Molecule: messenger RNA, 2859 nt
Organism: Pteronotus mesoamericanus
Lineage: Eukaryota; Metazoa; Chordata; Mammalia; Chiroptera; Mormoopidae
Gene: SEC22C
Product: SEC22 homolog C, vesicle trafficking protein
Exons: 7
Coding region: 152-1063 (303 amino acids)
Biological process (GO): endoplasmic reticulum to Golgi vesicle-mediated transport
Cellular component (GO): membrane
Source: RefSeq, a predicted model, not a curated record
CCUGCGCCUGGGCGGCCAGUGACCUGGGCCUCUUCCCUGUGAGCUAAGGUUGCGAAGAAGGCGGCAGGUGGCUAGGAGGCGCGGAGGGAGACCGCUGACUUCCGGAGGCCGCGGUCCCGGCAAGGUGUCCUCAUGACUUCUCUUGCGGACCAUGUCCAUGAUCCUCUUUGCCUGUGUGGUAAGGGUGAGGGAUGGACUGCCCCUCUCGGCCUCCACUGACUUUUACCACACCCAGGAGUUUCUGGAAUCCAGGAGACGGCUCAAGACGUUAGCCUUGCGACUGGCCCAGUAUCCAGGUCGAGGUUCUGCACAAGGACGCGACUUCAGUAUACACUUUUCUUCAUCAGGGGAUGUGGCCUGCAUGGCGAUCUGCUCCCGCCAGUGCCCGGCAGCCAUGGCCUUCUGCUUCCUGGAGACGCUGUGGUGGGAGUUCACAGCUUCCUACGACGCCACGCGCAUCGGCCUAGCCUCCAGGCCUUACGCCCUCCUUGAAUUCGACAGCAUCAUUCAGAAAGUGAAGUGGCAUUUUAACUAUAUGAGUUCCACUCAGAUGAAGAGCAGCUUAGAAAAAAUACAGGAGGAGCUGGAGUUCCAGCCUCCAGCAGUUCUGACUUUGGAGGACACAGACGUGGCAAAUGGGGUGAUGAACGGUCACACACAGAUGUACCUGGAGCCUGCCCCUGAUUUCCGAAUGGAGCCAGUGACUGCCCUGGGCAUCCUCUCCCUCAUUCUCAACAUCAUGUGCGCCGCUCUCAACCUCAUCCGUGGGGUCCACCUUGCAGAGCACUCUUUACAGGUUGCUCAUGAGGAAAUUGGAAAUAUUCUGGCUUUUCUUAUUCCUUUUGUAGCCUGCAUCUUCCAGUGCUAUUUGUACCUGUUCUACAGCCCAGCCAGGAGGGCGAAGGUCGUGCUGGUGCUGCUCUUCAUUUGCCUGGGCAACAUGUACCUGCACGGGCUGAGGAACCUCUGGCAGAUCCUUUUCCACAUAGGAGUGGCUUUUCUGUCUUCACACCAGAUACUGACGAGGCAGCUCCGGGAGAAGCAGCCGGACUGUGGAGUGUGAGGGAUGGAUCCUUCGAUUUUCCCAUGGCGGUCGUCUGUGUUUCCCUUCUGGCUUCCUGACUUGACCUCAGGUUUUCAUCCUCGGAGUUCAUUUCCACCAAACUGGACUGAUGGCAAGACCUGGGGCUCCCGCAGGUGCUGCUGGAGGCGUGAGGUCGCUCGCUGCCCGGGCCCAGUUUUGUGCUGCGUGUUGCUGCAGGCCCUGUUCACUGGGGCGGCAGGUGCUGGGGGCUCGAUUCCAAAAGGGCGUUACUGGGAGAUCCGAGUGGGAGCGUUUGGGGCUUUUACUCUGAAUGACGCAAUAAACCACUAGAUUCAAUGAUACUAGCGUUAGCAAUGGGCAGUUCUCUCCGAGGAACCACUUUAAAAUCCAUAUCAGCGGUCCAAGUGUGACUUGAUUAGUUUUUCUAGAGGAUCAAAUACAGGGUGAAUUAAAAACUUAAAAAUGUGGUUCAUGAAUAUAAGCGAGAUAAAUUUUGUUUACAUCGUUUUGAUAACCUCUGUCCAAUAUGAUACCUUUAGAAUAGUUAAAUGUAUUUUGGGUAUAAAUUGAACUUAUCUUCAUAUAGGGUAAGGGUAGACUUAAGCUGAGAAAAUGGUUAAGAAAGCUCAAUUUAAUUUAUGUGUAACCUUUUAUAGUGGUGGGACUGUGUGGGAACAGAAAUAUUUUGUAUUUAUUUGCAGGGUAUCUGAAUAUUUUAAAAAUUAAUUGAGCAACCAGUGCUACUGGAUUAUAAACUUAAAAGCAGGGGCAGGAAUGAGCAUUUCAGGAUUCCGUGCAGUGGGUCACAAACUGGAGAAGGUGAGUCACACGGAUGCACACAGUGGCACUUUACAGACGCAGGUGGCAGAGGUUGCUGCCAUCAGCCUAGCACGUGGCGGCUGAGUGUACUUGGCCUGUGUACCUGUUCCCAGAAGACCUCCCAAUUUAACUACUCCUCUACACGGUGCCCAGUCAUCCGAAUUAGAGCAAGGGCCUCAUCAUUAAGCAAGUGUUAACUUUUUAAAAACUUUAUAAAUACAUAAUUAACCGUGUGCUCUGAGAAGUCACUGCUCUUUCUCUCAUUGUCACAAUAUUGAUUGACCAUAGUUUUCCAAAACGUGGAUCUGAAUCAGAUCCCUUAGGUUGUCCAGUACCAUUCGGAAGGCCAUUUCGGAAGCUUGCCCUUGGAUUGCUCUUGGCAGAAGUCUGGAAUCUGACUAGCUCAACCACAGCUGCAUGGAAUACUUUGAGUUGAAUCGUAGAGUCUUGAUAAAUUUUAAAAAAUGCUAUUUUGAUAGUUUUUAAAAUUUGAAGACCAUUGCAAGAGAUGUUGAGCACAUGGGGAAAGCAAGACUAUUGUUUCAGGGAAUUCAGUUGUACCUGAGUAUUACUGGUGGUGUAUUGUACUGAGCUACCUUGGUAUCACUUCAAGAAAAACAAGUUUAUGUGACUGGGAACUGUUGGGGAAAUGUUGCCAGAGUAAUUUUAUUUUCUUAUACAAUUUUUUAUUUUUCAUCAAAUAAAAUACCUGGACAUGAAAGAUCUAUUGGCAACGCCCUCAGAUGGCAGCUUCAGAGUUGUCUCUCCAUUGGCUUUGGAUCGGCUGCUUUUCUGCAUGGGCAGCAGGUGAAAUGGUCAGGGUUUCUGGGAGGUAAUUUUGAAGAGACAGUAAAAUGGAGUGGGAAGCCAGGGAGGCAAGACAGAUCCUUUUAUGGUAGAAGCACAAAAAAAGCUUUAAAAGUUGGUAAGAGCAGCUUAUAAAGACUCGCUUUCUGUGUGAGCCCACGUGCCGUCGGCAUUGCCGCGCAGCCCCG